Molecule: messenger RNA, 1588 nt
Organism: Rhipicephalus sanguineus (brown dog tick)
Lineage: Eukaryota; Metazoa; Arthropoda; Arachnida; Ixodida; Ixodidae
Product: shootin-1
Exons: 13
Coding region: 266-1588 (440 amino acids)
Source: RefSeq, a predicted model, not a curated record
GGAGUACUCCCCGGCUGGCAGGGGAGGUUUUAGCUCAUUCGAUUUUUUUCUUUUCUUAUCUCUUCGCCACGACGCGCGGCGCCUCGUUUCCUCACGAUUUUUACUUUGCACGGCCGGUCAUAUUUCGGCCUGUUCCGGGAUCGUUACACUCUUCCCCCCGUCGACCUGUAACUGCGUGGAGCGCGCUCUAGCGCAGGUGAUCUUGGAGCUUCGCGCGUCAAUGCGACUAUCUUGAGGAGUUCUUUCUGCGGUAUCCACUGCGAAGAUGUCCGCGCAGUGUGCCACUUGCGCCGACUACGAGCUGGAGAGGCCCAAGUUCGUCCGACUGACUCAGCUGUCAAGGCAAGCAGUGAGAGACUAUGAGGACCUGCGAUCGUGCUAUGAAGAGCUGAAGCAGCAUUACGAAGAGCAGCAGAGGCUGGCCAAGAAGUACCGCAAUGAGAAUGCCUCACUGCAGCUUAAAGUACAGGAGCAGCAGGAAACACUCAACAGACUGCAAAAUGCCUCGGAAGCUGUGUGUGAGGAGUACGGAAUGCUCAGGAGCCGCUACAAUGCUGAGACGAAGGCUGCCUCCAAGGUGCUCAAAAAGGCCUCUCAGUGGUACCUGGAGAACCAGGACCUGCGGCGCACGUCCCAGAUUCUCUGGGAGAAGGUGGCUGCAUCGGGUGAGGACCUGUCCAGCCUGCCGGUUCCUGCACUCUCGGCGGCAUCGUCGACGUCAUCCGACCUAACGAGCAAUGGCACCACCGCUCACGACGAGGAGACCGAGCAGCUCAGGCAGACUGUCGCGGAUCUGAGGCUCGGAGUGACCUGCCUCAAGGGCGAGCUGGAACGGAGCGAAAGCGGUGCCCGUGACCUGGCUGCCAAGAAUGAGCGGCUCUUGGCCGAGUUGGAGUCGGAGCGGACCGAGCGCAGUCGUUGCCAGAAGCGGCUGGCUGAGAUGGAAGAUGGCAUGGGCCGUCUUAACAGGGUGUCAGUGCUGGCUGCCCGAGAAUACUUCGAGUUGCGCAAGAAGUUUGAAGACGAGUCCGAACGGAACCGAGUGCACGAGAAGGAGGCUGCCAGGCUGAAAGGAGAGCGCAAUGCGGCAGUGCGUCAGAGUGCCUUCCUCGUGGGCCAAAUGGUGCCGGAGGCAAGGCUGCUGGCAGCGCUGGACCAGGUCAAGGCUGUUGAGCUGCAGGCAGCUGCAGCCAAGGCUGAGCACGAGGCUGAGGUUCGGGCACUGCGCGAGCAGCUGGAAUCGCAGAGUGCCCCAGGGGAGACGGUGGAGGAACUGAAGCAGUGCCUGGGCGAAUCUGAGCAGAAGCUGUACGAGUCCCAGAAGAGGGUGCAGCAGCUUGAGGAGAGGGUGCGAGAGCUCAUUGUGGAACUGGACCAGAAGGCCUCUGCACCCACUGUCACCAGCGUGCCACCACCUCCUCCACCCCCACCACCACCACCACCACCACCCGUGCCGUUCAACCCACUCAGGUCUCUCAUGGCACUCAUUGCCAGCAGCAGAAAGACAGCUGCACCAGCUGCAGCCAGUGCAAAAGCAAUAGGAAAAACACCAAGACUUGCAAAUGGACUGCUCAACAAGGUUGCCUAG